Calypte anna (Anna's hummingbird) is the source of this 2385-nucleotide messenger RNA. RefSeq names its product cadherin 18 (gene CDH18). The coding region runs from base 1 to 2385 and encodes 794 amino acids. Gene Ontology annotation, molecular function: calcium ion binding; cadherin binding. The transcript has 11 exons. Gene Ontology annotation, cellular component: catenin complex; plasma membrane; adherens junction. Gene Ontology annotation, biological process: cell-cell junction assembly; multicellular organism development; calcium-dependent cell-cell adhesion. Lineage: Eukaryota; Metazoa; Chordata; Aves; Apodiformes; Trochilidae. The record is from RefSeq and is a predicted model, not a curated record.
AUGAGAAUUACAAGCACGUCUUGUAUCUGUCCAGUCCUAGUUUGUCUCUGUUUUGUGCAGAGGUGUUAUGGAGCUGCUCACCAUGGCUCCAUCAAGGUGACUAGAAAUCAAACCAAACACAUGGAAGGUGAAACAGAAGUGCAUCAUCGUCCCAAACGUGGAUGGGUGUGGAAUCAGUUCUUUGUUUUAGAAGAACACAUGGGACCAGAUCCUCAGUAUGUAGGAAAGCUGCACUCCAAUUCCGACAAAGGUGAUGGAUCAGUGAAAUACAUUCUUACUGGAGAAGGGGCGGGUACUAUAUUUAUCAUUGAUGACACAACUGGAGACAUCCAUUCAACCAAAAGUCUAGAUCGAGAGCAGAAGACACACUAUGUGCUUCAUGCCCAAGCUAUUGAUAGACGGACAAACAAGCCGCUCGAGCCUGAAUCUGAAUUUAUUAUCAAAGUGCAGGAUAUCAACGACAAUGCACCAAAAUUUACAGAUGGACCAUACAUUGUUACUGUGCCAGAGAUGUCUGAAAUGGGUACAUCUGUUCUACAGGUGACAGCCACAGAUGCAGAUGACCCUACGUAUGGAAACAGUGCCAGGGUGGUGUACAGUAUUCUUCAGGGACAGCCAUAUUUCUCUGUUGACCCUAAAACAGGAGUCAUCAGGACUGCCUUGCACAACAUGGACAGGGAAGCCAGAGAGCAUUAUUCCGUUGUCAUUCAAGCCAAAGAUAUGGCUGGGCAGGUCGGAGGGCUGUCAGGGUCAACAACUGUAAAUAUCACACUCACUGAUGUCAACGACAAUCCACCCAGGUUUCCUCAGAAACACUAUCAGCUAUAUGUUCCUGAAUCAGCUCAAGUUGGAUCAGCAGUUGGUAAAAUCAAAGCAAAUGAUGCAGAUACUGGUUCAAAUGCAGACAUGAAGUACACAAUUAUAAAUGGUGAUGGGUCUGGGGUGUUCUCCAUAUCCACUGACAAAGAAACAAGGGAAGGAAUUCUUUCCCUGAGGAAGCCGCUCAACUAUGAAAAAAAGAAGUCAUACACACUUAACAUCGAAGGAGCAAACACUCACCUUGAUUUCCGCUUUUCGCACUUGGGACCAUUCAAAGAUGUAACAAUGUUGAAGGUCAUUGUUGGUGAUGUAGAUGAACCUCCACUCUUCACUAUGCCUUCCUAUGUCAUGGAAGUUUAUGAAAAUGCAAAGAUUGGGACUACUGUUGGUGCAGUAACAGCACAAGAUCCUGACACUGCCAACAGUUUAGUGAGAUACUUCAUUGAUCAAAACACCGAAGAAGACAGGUAUUUCACCAUUGAUGCUAGUACUGGGAUCAUUAAGACUGCCAAGAUCUUUGACAGAGAGGAGUCACCUUGGUACAACAUCACAGUGUCUGCUUCUGAGAUAGACAAUCCUGAGCUAGUGAGCCACGUUCCAGUUGGUGUUAGAAUCCUGGAUGUCAAUGACAACCCUCCAGAGUUCGACAGAGACUAUGACACAGUUGUCUGCGAGAAUGCAAAGCCUGGUCAGGUAAUUCAGACUAUCACUGCAACUGACAAAGAUAACUCUGCAAAUGGGGCAAGAUUCCAUUUUUCCCUUGAUGAAGGGAUUUCAUUGAAUCCCAACUUUACUCUAAGGGACAAUGAAGAUAAUACAGCCAGUAUCAUGACAAGACGAAGGAGAUACAGUCGGACCACUCAGGAUAUCUAUUACCUCCCAGUUUUGAUUUCUGAUGGUGGAGUGCCCCCUCUCAGCAGCAGCAGUACUCUCACAAUUAGGGUUUGUGCCUGUGAGAGAGAUGGACGAGUGAGAACUUGCCAUGCUGAAGCUUUCCUCUCCUCAGCUGGACUGAGCACAGGAGCUUUAAUUGCAAUCCUGCUCUGUGUUGUCAUUCUUCUUGUUUUCUCUUUAGCGAUUGUGGUCCUUUUCAUCACCCUGAGACGCAGCAAGAAGGAGCCCUUGAUCAUUUCAGAAGAAGAUGUCCGGGAAAAUGUCGUGACAUAUGAUGAUGAGGGUGGUGGAGAAGAAGACACAGAAGCAUUUGACAUCACAGCACUGAGAAACCCAUCGGCUGCUGAGGAGCUAAAAUACCGGAGAGAUGUUCGUCCUGAAGUAAAGCCUAUGCACAGGCAUCAUCUAUCCUCAAGCCUUGACAGUAUAGAUGUUCAGGAGUUCAUUAAACAAAGAUUGGCAGAGGCUGAUCUGGACCCCACCGUGCCCCCCUAUGACUCCCUACAGACAUAUGCCUAUGAGGGUCAUAGAUCAGAAGCUGGAUCUAUCAGCUCUCUGGAUUCAGCCACAACACACUCUGACCAGGAUUAUAAUUACCUUGGUGACUGGGGACCUGAGUUCAAGAAACUGGCUGAACUCUACGGAGAAAUAGAAUCAGAAAGAACAACUUAG